Molecule: messenger RNA, 1014 nt
Organism: Closterium sp. NIES-65
Lineage: Eukaryota; Viridiplantae; Streptophyta; Zygnematophyceae; Desmidiales; Closteriaceae
Source: the annotation of a GenBank genome assembly
AUGGCUACCCCUUGUGUCCUAGCUUUUGACGCUGAGGGUCGCGCCAUUGACUUUGAGUGGGCCACCCGCGAUGCUGCUGCACGUCUUGCUGUGCGUUGCCACCUCCCUACCUCUGAGCGCGCGCACUUUAGUCAGUACAAGAGUGCUCAGACCUUGUACGACGCUAUAGUUGCGCGCUACUCUUCCACUGCCACUGCUGCACUGAGCCGUCUCAUGCUUCCCUACCUCUUUCCUGACCCUUGUGCCUUUCCCACUGUCGCUGACCUCAUCACGCACCUCCGCUCUAGUAACAUUCGCUACCGCGCCGCCCUUCCUGCUGAGUUCUGCGCCAAGAACCCCCCCUCCAUGUACAUCACUCUCUACUACGUAGUCGCACGCCUCCCUGACUCUCUUCGCGUAGUCAGGGACCACUUUCUCUCAGUCUGUCCCACCACCCUCACUGUCGACCUCCUCGAGAAGGCCCUCCUAGCGGCGGAGAAAAGCAUCGUCGUUGUAGGAGCUUCUCGUGGUGACCCUCGCACCCCCAUCUUUGAGGGGUGCUCUCCUUCCCCCCUGCUGCCCUCUGUUGCCUCUGCUGCUGCUGCCGACCUGCUUGGUCUUGAGUCGGUCGGCGCGGCGUCUGCCCCUAGCGGGAGACGCCGCUCUGGCAGGGGCAAGGGGGGCAAGGGUGCGGGUGGAGCUGGAGGAGGCGGUGGAGGUGGCGGUGGAGGCGGCGGAGGGAGUGGGGGUGGCGGCGCGAGUGUUGGAGGGGGUGGUGGUGGCAGUGGCAGCGGCGGCGGAGGCGGCGGUGGUGGCGGCAGCAGUGGUGGUGGUGGCAGCGGUGGAGGUGGAGGCGGCGGAGGAGGCGUAGGAGGAGGCAGUGGUGGCGGAGGGGGUGGAGCUGGUCGGAGUGGUACCUCGCAGCGGAGCAGAGCUGGUAGCGGUCAGCUCGAGCAGCAGCAGCAGCAGCAGCAGCAGCGUUCGCGGGACAUCCCUCCGCACCAGCAGUUCUGUGAGUGGUACACUCGGCGUUAG